AUGACCAUAGGGGAAGUGGGUGUUUCAGAAGCGAGGAAGGCGUUCUACACGCGUGUGUUUCGUCAGUGUUUCUCUCCAGAUGGAGAUUGGCUAGUUUCUUCUGACUCGCGCAGCCGCCUUUGUGUCUUUUCAUUAGAGGGAGCGCUAUCUCAACAAGCAUUUUCUUCCCCGAGUCGUCCACUCUCUGCUUUUAUUUCUCUCAAAAACCCAGUGUUCGCAUUAAAUUCCUUCAAAAAUAUUCUUAUCUGCGGUGACUCUAGAGGCAAUUUGUUUGGGUAUCAGUGGGCGAGCUUGAAAAACUUUGUUUCGCCCUUAACAGAACCGAAAAGGAUCUUUGAAGUUAAUCACUUUUCGUCGGCUGGAGAAGGAUUAAUAAUUUCUAACGAAAUAAACACGGUAGCUUCUGUAAAUGAUAAGAUACUUUAUGGCGGUGCUGGAGGCUCGGCUAUUCGUUUGCUUGACCCAGAACGUCCUGACAAGGUAAUAUCGUCGUUUGUUGGUCAUACGGACUACAUUAACGAAAUUAAAGGUCGAUCAGAUCACGAAUUCUUAAGUGCUUCUGAAGAUGGAACAGUACGUUUAUGGGAUUUACGAAUGAACCAAGUUGCGCAUGUUCUACAUAUUUUUGAGGAGUCGCGGCUGAAAGAGCCAGGCUGUGGCAAUGGAGUUUGCGCUUUGGACGUACAGGGGUCUUUUAUGGUAUGUGGCGGUGACGUUAGCGCUUCAAUAUGGCAUCUGGAAUCGAGAUCUUUAGCUACAGUACUGCCUUGUAGUGCACCAUUCAAUAUACGUUACACAGUGGCUAAAAUGGAUGCUGAAAGGAUUCUUGUUGGAAGUACAUGCCCAUUGCUUUUUGAAUUUGAUUACUCGGGUAAAAGUUUGGCGACAGUGAAGACAACGCCAGAUUCUGUAUAUUCGAUUGAAUCGAAUACUCAUUCGGGGAGAAUGAUGACUGUGGUCGCAGGCGAUUCACAGUAUAUCGAUGCAUUCUUAAGUCUAGGGUAUGUAUCUUUUACAUUUGAUACCUCCCAAAAGAAUCUCUAAAA
Molecule: messenger RNA, 1046 nt
Organism: Enterobius vermicularis (human pinworm)
Lineage: Eukaryota; Metazoa; Nematoda; Chromadorea; Rhabditida; Oxyuridae
Source: the annotation of a GenBank genome assembly